Messenger RNA from Marmota monax (woodchuck), 435 nucleotides. Its product is annotated as beta-defensin 119. Gene Ontology annotation, biological process: antifungal innate immune response; defense response to Gram-negative bacterium; defense response to Gram-positive bacterium. Bases 1 to 366 code for a protein of 121 amino acids. Gene Ontology annotation, cellular component: extracellular region. The record is from RefSeq and is a predicted model, not a curated record. Lineage: Eukaryota; Metazoa; Chordata; Mammalia; Rodentia; Sciuridae. Gene Ontology annotation, molecular function: lipopolysaccharide binding. The transcript has 3 exons.
AUGAACAGCGAAUUUACAAGCGAAAGCUUGAGCACGUUUGGAGGGAGCACAAAUCGCUGGUGUCGGGUUCCAGGAACCCAUUGGGAUCCUUGUCGGGCAGAGGACCACUGCAUCAGGCAGAGGGGUGACGAGGAUGGAUGGGACAUUGCCAGCAGAGAGCGGCCCACCUGGGGAAGACAUUCCCUCCUUCGAUGCAUGGGUAGCAUGGGCGUCUGCAGGACCGCUUGCAGGAAGAUAGAGCAUACCUACUUCUACUGCAGAAAUUACCAGUCGUGCUGUCUCCAGUCCUUCAUGAGGAUAAAUGUGGCUGGCAAAGACGAACCUGGUGUUUUGUCCUACGCAAAGCACUGGCCCAAGAUACCCUGAAUGUUGGUGAUCACCCUCCUCAAACUCAGACCUGCCAUCAUUCCCCUUCAUUAAAAUUCAUGCACCUGC